Messenger RNA from Lottia gigantea (owl limpet), 294 nucleotides. RefSeq lists its product as hypothetical. The transcript has a single exon. The record is from RefSeq and is a predicted model, not a curated record. The annotation marks the transcript as partial. NCBI's taxonomy places the organism in Eukaryota, Metazoa, Mollusca, Gastropoda, Lottiidae.
UUUCAGAUAUUUGCUUUACUAUCUAGUAGAUCUCAAUUUCAGCUAUUUGCUUUACUAGCUAUUAGAGCUCAAUUUCAGAUAUUUGCUUCACUAGCUAGUAGAUCUCAAUUUCGGCUUUUUGCUUUACUAGCAAGUAGAGCUCAAUUUCAGCUUUUUGCUUUACUAUCUAGUAGAUCUCAAUUUCAGAUAUUUGCUUUACUAGCUAGUAGAGCUCGAUUUCACCUUUUUGCUUUACUAGCUAGUAGAGCUCAAUUUCAGCUAUUUACUUUAUUAGCUAAUAGAGCUCAAUUUUAG